UGAUAGGUAAGCUCUGAGAGCAUAAAGUGGGAUGAAGGGUCAUCUUUUGCUUUAUAAAUAACCAGCUCUUAGGGCUAGCUUGCUUUCAUCUUCACCAUCUUCUGCAUAGUUUCAACAUUUUAGAGUUGAAGAAAAGGAGAAAAAACUAGGCAAACUUGCGACCAUGGUUUUUCCAACCCAAGCCACGCCCGAGGAGUCCCCGCAGAGGAAAAUGGGGAGGGGAAAGAUCGAGAUCAAGCGGAUCGAGAACACGACGAAUCGGCAAGUGACUUUCUGCAAGCGGCGGAAUGGCCUCCUCAAGAAGGCAUAUGAACUCUCCGUUCUUUGCGAAGCCGAGGUCGCCCUCAUCGUCUUCUCCAGCCGCGGCCGCCUCUAUGAGUAUGCCAACGAUAGUGUCAAAGCAACCAUCGAGAGGUACAAGAAGGCUUGCUCAGAUUCCUCCAGUAGCGGAUCCGUUUCUGAAGCUAAUGUUCAGUUUUAUCAGCAAGAAUCCGCCAAGUUGCAACAACAGAUUAAUAACAUGCAGAACAAUAACAGGCAACUGGUGGGUGACUCAAUUGCUGGGAUGAAUAUGAAGGAUAUGAAGACUACGGAGCAAAAACUAGAAAAAGCAAUCGCUAAAAUUCGCGCCAAAAAGAAUGAGCUUCUAUUUGCGGAGAUUGAGUAUAUGCAAAAAAGGGAAAUUGACCUACACAACAACAAUCAAGUUCUGCGAGCGAAGAUCGCGGAGAGCGAGAGGACCCAACAUGCGGAUAUGAAUUUGAUGCCGGGAGGUACCAACUAUGACUUCAUGCAGCCAUCUUCUUCUCAGCCUUUCGAUUCCAGAAACUACUUCCAAGUGAACGUGCUGUAGCACCCAACCACUGUGAGUCUGCACAAGUCUAGUAUUGAUUGAAGGGAAUAUAACUAGUAUAUGGAGCUUCUAAGUGCUUAUUAUGAGGUUAUGAUGGACUUCAUCAGAUGUUAAUUAAGUAGAAGCAGUUGGCAGAUGCAUCUAUUAGGUGAAGGGCGUCCUCAUCCUUUUGUUGAUUAGCAUCCUUAGAUGUCUUAAAAUUUCAACCAUCUUUGUUAAGGUGUGUAUUUGGGUCCCUAUGUACUAAACUGAAUAUGAACUAUCGAACUCUAGCCGUGUUAAACUAAUAUAUAUUUGCAUGAGUCGGACUCUUUGUGCUUUUUC
Molecule: messenger RNA, 1177 nt
Organism: Eucalyptus grandis
Lineage: Eukaryota; Viridiplantae; Streptophyta; Magnoliopsida; Myrtales; Myrtaceae
Product: amylo-alpha-1, 6-glucosidase, 4-alpha-glucanotransferase
Exons: 9
Coding region: 164-853 (229 amino acids)
Biological process (GO): positive regulation of transcription by RNA polymerase II
Cellular component (GO): nucleus
Molecular function (GO): protein dimerization activity; DNA-binding transcription factor activity, RNA polymerase II-specific; RNA polymerase II cis-regulatory region sequence-specific DNA binding
Source: RefSeq, a predicted model, not a curated record